AUGAGAGGAGAAGCUGGAGAAUUGGCUGUUACCGGAGCUGCUGCGGCACUAUCACCAGAAAAACAACAAGAACAAGAAUUGAUGGGAAAAUUGGCGGCGACUGGAAAAUUGCCAGCGAGACCAGCAAGCAGCUUUUUACAAAAAAAAUUGCAACAAAGAGUGGGGGUUUUUUUUUGUGAGAAAACCUAAAUGAUUUGUAUAUUAUUUCAGAAAUUCUUUGAUUCUGGAGAUUAUGCUAUGGAUAAAUCAAAGGCUGGUGUCGGACUUGCUUCGAAACCACAUCCACUUGCUGGAGGUUUGUUAACAUUUUGAAGAUUAUUCCAAAUAUUAUAUUUUUAUAGUCGCUCAAAGCAAUGAUCAAAACAAUCAACCACCACAACAAAAAUCUCCAAUAAAUCCAACAAUCACACCAAUUCCACCACAAGCUGCACCAAUUCAAACUUCAACAAAUCGGCCAAGUUCGGAAAGAGUUGAAGAUGAUAAUUUGCAAAUUCCACGUCCAGAUACAGUACCACAAAGAAAAGCAUCAAUCAUUAAUCCAAGUGUGCAUUGUAAAUUGAGUCCAGCUCCACAUGUUCAGGUAAGAUUUGCGUUAGAAAUUGAUUGAAAAAGUAGACUUUUAUUUUCAAAUAAAAGUUCAAAAAAAAUAGCAGUCGAAAAGAAAAGUAAUCAAAAUUGACUGUGUUUUGAUUUUGAGUAAAUAUUAGUUUCAAAAUUUUUUAAAAAUUUUAAUCUAUUUGAUGAGGGGGUUAUUGUAUAAAGAUAGAAACAAUUGGAAUUCUGAAGAUAUGUGAUCAUUCAAUAGAUUCAGUGAAAUUAUUUUCAUUUUUUAUUUCCUUUCGCGCAUCUCCAAGGAAACUAAUUUAGAGCUCAAACACUGACAUUUUAUCUCAUUCUCAGAGAAAGGACAUAGAAAUAGCGCAGAUAUAUUCUUGAAUAUUCUCGCAAAUUUUCUCACGUGUAAAUAUUGUCAGCCGUCUCUCCUCAUUAUUUAUUCAUUUUCUGAAUGCCAGAUUUUUUUCAUCAUUGAGCUCUAAUUUAGGAUUCUCAAACAUGUUUUUUCUGAAAUUAAAAUUAGGAUUUCUAUAUAUUUUCACCUUUUCAUUCUUUAUUUCUGAAUUCUUCAUUUGAAAAAAUGACAUUCCGAAUCUCACGUUUUCUUUAUUCCACAUUAUUCAUUACAGUAAUCUUCAAAUGAAUUCAAAUCCUAUAAUGAAAAGAGGAUUUUAUUUCCAUUUCCUAAAUCCAUCUUUUUUUUCAGCAUCAUCACGACGCUUCAUCACCAUCAGCAAAUGAAUAA
Molecule: messenger RNA, 1300 nt
Organism: Caenorhabditis angaria
Lineage: Eukaryota; Metazoa; Nematoda; Chromadorea; Rhabditida; Rhabditidae
Source: the annotation of a GenBank genome assembly